Messenger RNA from Gadus chalcogrammus (walleye pollock), 5057 nucleotides. It is a transcript of the gene col2a1a, whose product is annotated as collagen, type II, alpha 1a. Gene Ontology annotation, molecular function: extracellular matrix structural constituent. Lineage: Eukaryota; Metazoa; Chordata; Actinopteri; Gadiformes; Gadidae. Bases 222 to 4478 code for a protein of 1418 amino acids. The transcript is spliced from 53 exons. The record is from RefSeq and is a predicted model, not a curated record.
CUGGACAUAAAACCGCGGUGCUCGGCCUGACGCGGUGGGUGCUAAUUGCAGACAGGGGCCCCACGUUGGAUUCCACUUUGAUUUCGGAAGGUUGGCUGCAUGGUUCCAUAGACUCUCUGGGAACAUCUCACUCACACACAGACACCCCUGAGCCAUCGAGAGACGCGUCUGCGCCCUUUCUUUAUUUCUCACCCAAGGUCCUGCAUGUCUAAUAUUUAGACAUGUUCAGCUUUGUGGAUUCAAGGACUGUUCUGCUACUUGUAGCGUCCCAAGUUGUGUUGCUUUCCGUUGUCAGAUGUCAACAAGAAGACGCCCAGUCGUUUGGUGCGCAGGGGCAGAAAGGUGAACCAGGAGAGAUUGCAGAUGUCGUAGGACCAAGAGGACCUCAUGGCCCCAUGGGACCCCCCGGAGAGCAAGGAACACGAGGACCAGGCGGAGCUAAAGGCGAUAAGGGCAACAUUGGACCCAGAGGCAGAGACGGAGAGCCCGGUACUCCCGGGAACCCCGGGCCAGCCGGACCACCCGGGCCCUCUGGGCUGGGAGGAAACUUUGCUGCUCAAAUGGCUGGUGGAUUUGAUGAGAAGGCCGGCAGUGCUGCGAUGGGAGUGAUGCAGGGCCCUAUGGGCCCGAUGGGUCCCCGUGGCCCCCCUGGCCCCUCUGGAUCUCCUGGCCCACAAGGUUUCCAAGGUAACCCCGGAGAGACUGGAGAGCCUGGAUCAGCUGGACCUACCGGCCCUGGUGGCCCCCUCGGACCCUCAGGAAAAUCAGGAAGUGAUGGUGAAGCUGGUAAACCUGGCAAGGGUGGUGAGCGUGGACCUGCUGGACCUCAGGGAGCCCGUGGAUUCCCUGGAACUCCUGGACUUCCUGGGAUUAAAGGACACAGAGGUCACUCUGGUUUGGAUGGAGCCAAGGGAGAGAGCGGUGCUGCCGGAGCUAAGGGUGAGGGUGGAUCCUCUGGAGAGAACGGCACCCCUGGACCCAUGGGACCCCGUGGUCUGCCCGGCGAGAGAGGGCGUUCCGGAGCAGCCGGAUCUGCUGGUGCCCGUGGUAAUGAUGGUCUGCCUGGUCCCGCUGGUCCCCCUGGUGCUGUUGGACCUGCUGGUGCUCCCGGUUUCCCAGGAUCCCCUGGAUCCAAGGGAGAGGCGGGCCCCACAGGAGCCCGUGGAGCUGAGGGCGCUCAGGGGCCCCGCGGUGAGGCUGGCACCCCUGGAUCCCCCGGACCCGCUGGAGCCUCUGGCAACCCUGGUACUGAUGGUAUUCCCGGGAGCAAAGGAUCUGCUGGCGGUGCUGGUAUUGCCGGAGCACCAGGUUUCCCCGGACCCCGUGGCCCCCCCGGACCUCAGGGAGCGACAGGACCCCUCGGGCCCAAGGGCCAGUCUGGAGACCCCGGUAUCCCGGGAUUCAAGGGAGAGGCUGGACCCAAAGGAGAGCUCGGCCCCGUGGGACCCCAAGGUGGCCCAGGACCUUCAGGAGAAGAGGGCAAGCGAGGAGCAAGAGGAGAGCCCGGCUCUGCUGGACCACUCGGACCCCCCGGAGAGAGAGGAGCACCUGGUAACCGUGGUUUCCCAGGUCAAGAUGGUCUUGCUGGCGCUAAGGGGGCUCCAGGGGACCGCGGUGUGUCUGGUGCUGCAGGGCCCAAGGGAGGCACCGGGGAUCCCGGUCGCACUGGAGAGUCUGGUCUUCCCGGCGCCAGGGGUCUUACUGGCCGUCCUGGUGAUGCUGGUCCCCAAGGCAAAGUUGGCGCUUCUGGUUCCUCUGGUGAGGACGGUCGCCCCGGCCCACCCGGACCCAUGGGGGCCCGAGGACAGCCUGGAGUCAUGGGGUUCCCAGGACCCAAGGGAGCCAACGGUGAGCCUGGAAAGGCCGGAGAGAAGGGACUUGUGGGUCGCCAAGGACUGAGGGGUCUGUCUGGAAAAGAUGGAGAGACUGGAGCAUCUGGACCCCAUGGCCCUGCUGGACCUGCUGGAGAGAGAGGAGAGCAAGGCCAGCCCGGACCCUCCGGUUUCCAGGGUCUUCCCGGACCUUCAGGCUCCCCAGGAGAGUCAGGCAAACCUGGCGAGCAGGGUGUUAAUGGAGAGGCCGGAGUUCCUGGGGCUGUUGGACCCAGAGGCGAGCGUGGUUUCCCUGGAGAGAGGGGUGGUGCUGGACCCCAGGGUCUUCAGGGACCCCGCGGACUUCCUGGUACCCCCGGAACUGAUGGACCCAAGGGGGCUAUCGGGCCAGCUGGGGCUCUCGGAGGCCAGGGACCCCCCGGCCUGCAGGGAAUGCCCGGAGAGAGAGGAGCAGGUGGCAUCCCCGGUGCUAAGGGAGACCGAGGUGACAAUGGAGAGAAGGGACUUGAGGGAUCUCCUGGCAAGGAUGGUUCAAGGGGUUUGAGCGGUCCAAUUGGUCCUCCUGGCCCAGCUGGUCCCAACGGCGCCAAGGGUGAAACCGGACCCUCUGGACCAUCCGGUGCUGCUGGUGCACGUGGCGCUCCUGGUGACCGCGGGGAGGUUGGCCCUCCAGGGCCUGCUGGUUUCGCCGGACCCCCUGGCUCAGAUGGUCAGCCUGGUAUCAAGGGAGAGAUGGGUGAGAGUGGACAGAAGGGAGAGGCCGGUUCCCCUGGCCCCCAGGGGCCCUCUGGAGCCCCCGGACCUAAUGGCCCUACCGGUGUGUCUGGACCUAAAGGAGCACGUGGUGCUCAGGGAGCGCCCGGUGCUACUGGUUUCCCCGGCUCCUCAGGACGAGUUGGAUCUCCUGGCCCCAACGGUAACCCUGGAGCUGCCGGCCCCGCUGGUCCUUCCGGUAAAGACGGUCCCAAGGGUGUUCGUGGGGACGGUGGCCCCACAGGACGGCAGGGAGACACUGGGCUCAGAGGAGCCGCUGGCACCCCAGGAGAGAAGGGAGAGCCUGGCGAGGACGGAGCUGCUGGUCCCGAUGGGCCUCUCGGACCCCAGGGUCUUGGUGGAAGCCGUGGUAUCGUUGGUCUGCCGGGUCAGCGUGGAGAGAGAGGCUUCCCUGGACUCCCUGGGCCUUCUGGAGAGCCUGGUAAGCAGGGCUCUACUGGGAGCACUGGGGAUCGUGGACCCCCUGGACCCGUAGGACCCCCUGGGCUGACUGGGCCCUCUGGAGAGCCUGGCAGAGAGGGUAACGCUGGAACCGACGGACCCCCUGGCAGAGACGGAUCUGUGGGAGUCAAGGGAGAGCGUGGUAACACCGGCCCCGUCGGGGCCCCUGGAGCUCCGGGCUCUACCGGUUCCCCCGGCCCCGUCGGACCGCUGGGCAAGCAGGGCGACCGCGGAGAGUCUGGUGCUCAAGGACCCGCCGGCCCGUCUGGACCCGCCGGAGCACGGGGGAUGGCUGGUCCCCUAGGACCACGUGGAGACAAGGGAGAGGCGGGAGAGACCGGCGAGAGGGGACAGAAGGGUCACCGUGGUUUCACUGGUCUGCAGGGUCUUCCUGGACCUCCUGGCUCUGCUGGAGAUGCUGGAGCUUCCGGACCCGCUGGACCUAGCGGUGCUAAGGGACCCCAUGGACCUGUUGGACCUGCUGGCAAAGACGGAUCCAACGGUGUACCUGGCCCCAUCGGACCCUCUGGACCACGGGGACGCUCCGGAGAGACCGGCCCUGCUGGUCCCCCUGGUAACUCUGGCCCCCCUGGGCCCCCAGGCCCUCCCGGCCCUGGCAUCGACAUGUCCGCCUUCGCCGGCCUCUCCCAGUCAGAGAAGUCCCCCGACCCCAUGCGCUACAUGAGGGCCGACGAGGCCUCCAGCUCCCUGAGGACCCACGACGUGGAGGUGGACGCCACGCUCAAGUCCAUCAACAGCCAGAUCGAGAACAUGCUGAGCCCCGACGGCAACCAGAAGAACCCCGCCCGCUCCUGCAGGGACCUCAAGCUGUGCCACCCCACCUGGAAGAGCGGCGACUACUGGGUCGACCCCAACCUUGGCAGCACCGCUGACGCCAUGAAGGUGUUCUGCAACAUGGAGACGGGCGAGACCUGCGUCUACCCCAGCAUCGCCAAGGUGCCAAGGAAGAACUGGUGGACAAGCAAGAGCAAGGACCGCAAGCACGUCUGGUUCGGAGAGACCAUGAACGGAGGAUUCCACUUCAACUACGCCCAGGAAGGCCCUGCCGCCAUCGCCGCCAACAUCCAGCUGACCUUCCUGAGGCUGCUGUCCACCGAGGCGACCCAGAACGUCACGUACCACUGCAAGAACAGCGUGGCCUACAUGGACCAGGCCACGGGCAACCUGAAGAAGGCCCUGCUGCUCCAGGGAUCCAAUGAGGUGGAGAUCCGCGCCGAGGGCAACAGUCGCUUCACAUACAGCGUGCUGGAGGAUGGCUGCAAGACGCACACAGGCCAGUGGGGCAAGACGGUGUUCGAGUACAAGACACAGAAGACCUCCCGUCUGCCCAUCGUGGACAUGGCGCCCAUGGACAUCGGAGGAGCCAACCAGGAGUUCGGGGUGGACGUAGGAGCCGUCUGCUUCUUGUAGAGAGAGGAACAACGAGAACCCCCUCCCGCAGAAAGACCAAAAAGAAAAUUAAAUAACUCGACCAUGAAACAUCACACACAAACACAACACACACACACUUCCACAAUAAAGAAGACAGGAAAUUAGAAAGAAAAUUGAUACUUUUAUUUCUCUCUCUCUCAAACAAAACUAAAAGCAGAGUGCUCUCCCCUGUUGUUACGUCUCACCGGGAGUUAGCACUGAUGGGCAACCGCAAUAUCUGUCCACCACACUAGCCCUCCCCGUCAGGCACGCUCCCUGAAAUCCAGUCAUGUUUCCCCCCCGGGCCCCCCGGCCCCACACCACCGACCACGGGAACCAGAGCCACAGAGGACGACCAGAGGACCAGAACAAAGCAUGUGAUGGAGGACAGAAACAUGACUGGAUGUCACGUAUGUACUGUCUUCAUGGGCAGCGUUGAGGUGGGACUGUGCAGGGUCAUUCUCUUUCAUGACGCAAGACAAGACAAGCCCCUCCCACUACAGAACAGCAACGACCCCUGACCCAGUCCUGCUUCGCCUACCUGUCUCCAGCCUCCCUGACCCCCAAAAACACAACCAA